This is a messenger RNA of Laetiporus sulphureus 93-53, 789 nucleotides long. RefSeq lists its product as uncharacterized. Bases 1 to 789 code for a protein of 262 amino acids. The record is from RefSeq and is a predicted model, not a curated record. NCBI's taxonomy places the organism in Eukaryota, Fungi, Basidiomycota, Agaricomycetes, Polyporales, Laetiporaceae. The transcript is spliced from 3 exons.
AUGCUGCGCUUGCUCUCCAUCUUCGCGGCGAUUACUGCCUGGAUAGUGGCGUGCGGCGCUCGAGUUAUCUCUUUGGACUCUGCUACCCUCUUGCAGAAUGGAUUGGAAGCACAGGAUCUGAAUGCAGCAUUUGCGAAUUUGAGCGCGAGUGAUUCAUGUAUCUCCGGAACGACGGCGUGCAUCUCUGGGGCGAUCGCGUUUUGUGUGGAAGAGUCGUGGUUUGCAGAAGAAUGCGCGGACUCGUUGCAAUGUUUCGCUUUGCCCGCCCUGCGACGGAAUGGCGCUUUCCUUUCUUGCACCACAGAGGCCAUUGCCUCCUCCAUCAUCAACAUGACCGGUGCAAAUGGUGACGUCGCUUCCAAUAGCACUAGCACCCACACCAGCAGCACGAACGCUGCAUCAAGCACAGCUUCCUCGUCUGUCCUGGCUAGCUCUUCUACCUCCGCCUCAGGAGUGACCGUAUUCUCCUCAUCAUCUGCAACAUCCAACACACAGCCAGCGUCGACGCUCACUUCAUCCGCCGCGUCCGCCGCAUCGAUCACCACUAUCCCCGCACAGACGUUCACGCUCAACUCCUCUCAAAUUUCGAGCCUGCUUUCGAGCUUUGCUGCGGGCCAGUCAGCGUUCGCCACCGCGAAUACGAUACCAUCUUCGCCCACGACUACGCCCGCCAGCAAUUUGGCAUCCGUGUCAAGAUCUGUGGCGGGGUUCGGCGUAGGCGGCAGUUCGUCCGCCAUUGGUGGUGCCUCUGUGCCGCUUGCGACUACUACUACGAUGUGUCACUCAUGA